Messenger RNA from Saprolegnia parasitica CBS 223.65, 1688 nucleotides. RefSeq names its product T-complex protein 1 subunit epsilon. Gene Ontology annotation, cellular component: chaperonin-containing T-complex. The record is from RefSeq and is a predicted model, not a curated record. Lineage: Eukaryota; Oomycota; Saprolegniomycetes; Saprolegniales; Saprolegniaceae. Gene Ontology annotation, molecular function: ATP hydrolysis activity; ATP-dependent protein folding chaperone; ATP binding. The coding region runs from base 36 to 1646 and encodes 536 amino acids. Gene Ontology annotation, biological process: protein folding. The transcript is spliced from 3 exons.
GUAGUUCUUAGCAUCUACGAUCGGACCCAAGCAACAUGUCGAUGGUAUUUGACGAGUAUGGCCGCCCCUUCAUCAUCUUGAGAGAUCAAGAGAAGACGGAGCGCAUCAAGGGUAUCGACGCCAUCAAGAGCAACAUCUUGGCGGCGCGUACGGUGACGAGCCUCCUCCGCACGUCGCUCGGCCCCAAGGGCAUGGACAAGAUGCUCGUGAGCCAGGACGGCGACGUGACCAUCUCGAACGAUGGCGCGACGAUCCUGCAGCAGAUGCAGGUCGAGCACCGCGUCGCCCACUUGCUCGUCGAGCUCUCGCAGUCGCAGGACGACGAGAUUGGCGACGGUACCACGGGCGUGGUCGUGCUUGCCGGCGCGCUCUUGGAGCAGGCCGAGAAGCUCCUUGCGCGUGGCCUCCACCCGAUGCGCAUCGCCGAUGGCUUUGAGGAAGCGUGCGCGAUCGCAGUCAAGCACCUCGAGUCGGUGAGCGACCGCAUCGAGUUCUCCAAGGACAACACGACGCCGCUCAUUGAGACGGCCAUGACGACGCUCUCGAGCAAGAUCAUCAACAAGUACAAGCGUCAAAUGGCCGAGAUUGCGGUCAGCGCCGUCACCAAAGUGUGCAACUGGGAGACGCGCGACGUCAACUUUGACUUGAUCAAGAUGGAGGGCAAGCCCGGCGGGACCCUCGAGGAGACGCGCCUCAUCAACGGUAUCGUGGUCGACAAGGACUUUUCGCACCCGCAGAUGGCCAAGGAAGUCCGCGACGCCAAGAUGUGCAUUUUGACGUGCCCGUUUGAGCCCCCGAAACCCAAGACGAAGCACAAGCUCGACAUUACGACCGUCGAAGCGUACGAGAACCUCUACGCGCAGGAGCAGGACUACUUCCAUACCAUGAUCAAGCAGGUCAAGGACUCGGGCGCCAACCUUGUCAUUUGCCAAUGGGGCUUUGACGACGAAGCCAACCAUCUGCUUCUUCAGAACGAACUCCCGGCCGUGCGCUGGGUCGGCGGCGUCGAGCUCGAGCUCAUUGCAAUCGCGACCGGCGGCCGCAUCGUGCCGCGCUUCUCGGAGCUCACGGCCGACAAGCUCGGCCACGCUGGCGUCGUCCGCGAAGUGGCCUUUGGCACGACCAAGGAACGCAUGCUGAUCAUUGAAGACUGCGCCAAGUCGGAUGCGAUCACGGUGCUCGUCCGCGGUGGCAACAAGAUGAUUGUCGAAGAGGCCAAGCGCGCGCUCCAUGACGCCAUGUGCGUCACGCGCAACCUCAUCAAGAACAACCGCGUCGUCUACGGCGGCGGCUCGGCCGAGAUUACGUGUGCGAUCGCGAUCCGCGAGCAUGCCAACAAGACGACCGGCAUUGAGCAGUACGCGAUCCGCGGCUUUGCCGAGGCGCUCGAGGACAUCCCGAUGGCGCUCGCUGAAAACUCGGGUCUGAGCCCCAUCGACUCGCUCUCGGCCGUGCGCGCCAAGCAGCUCAGCGAGAAGAACCCGCGCCUCGGCAUUGACUGCAAUGCGACUGGCACGUACGAUAUGAAGGACCAGCACGUGUUUGAGACGCUGAUCGGCAAGCAGCAGCAGCUGCAGCUCGCGACGCAGGUCGUGCGCAUGAUCCUCAAGAUUGACGACGUCAUGCUGGAGGGCACGUACGCUUAGAUUUUGGUUAGUUUAAUAAAAAAGAGUGUUCAUCAUCAGGAU